CGUCCGUUUGUUCGAGAAAGAUUGGCUUUUUAAGUUCAGUUUUAUUCUUAUUGAUGAGUGCCUUACAUUCAAACCUAAAAACACCUUAAAAGUUGUUGCUUGUUGCCACUAGUCAAAUGUCUUGUUUCAUGAAAAUCUCCAGAAGCAAAUGGUUUUACCAUUUGAAACCCCAAAAUUCUAGUUUGACAUGUAUGAGUUCUUUUGGCUCUCCAUUUAGGCUCUUUUCUGAAAGGAAUGAUAACAAAAAGAAAUAUGAAUACAGCUAUGUGUGUGGGCCUGGAACUACUCCUUUAUUAGGAAAAACAAUUGGUCAGCUAUUAGAAAGUGCAUCUCACAGGCAUGGCGACAGUGAAGCUGUUAUAGUUGUUCAUCAAAAGAUCCGAAAGACAUACCAGCAACUACUUCACGAUGCAGAUCAAUUAGCAGCAGGAUUUGUUUCAUUAAAGCUACAGCGUGGAGAUAGAAUUGGCAUAUGGGGGCCUAACUCAUACGAAUGGGCUUUGACUCAAUGGGCAGCAGCAAGAGCAGGCCUUAUUCUAGUAAAUGUAAAUCCAUCUUACCAGCCAAUGGAGUUAAAAUAUGCCUUAAACAAAGUCGGCAUUAAAGCCCUUGUAGCUGCUGAGUCAUUCAAAAAUCGCGACUAUUAUUCGAUCUUGAAUGAGGCUGUGCCUCAAAUUAAAGAAACAAAUGAGAGGAGUUUCAUCAGCAGCAGCGAGGUCCCGUCUCUUCGAAGUGUCAUUAUGAUCUCUGAUAACAUCGUCAAGGGAACAUGGCGCUUCCAAGACGUCAUGGAAUUAGGAGGCAACAAUGAGUUAAAAGAAAUUCAUGGAAUCCAAAGAAAAAUUCAGUUUGACGAACCAGCAAACAUCCAAUUUACUUCGGGCACUACUGGUAAUCCUAAAGGAGCUACAUUGACGCAUCAUAACAUAGUCAAUAACGGAUACCUAAUGGGCUUACGAACGGGCUAUCAUCUAAAGGUCCAUCGCUUAUGUCUUCCUGUACCACUCUAUCACUGCUUUGGCUGUGUUAUGGGAGUACUUAGCGCAGUGAGCCACGGUGGAAGUUACGUUCUCUCCAGUCCCGCUUUCAGCGCAAGAGAAGCUGUCAAAGCUGUGGAACAGGAGCGAUGCACUUCACUAUACGGUACGCCCACCAUGUUUGUAGACAUACUAAAUCUACCCGAACUGAAAAGCUACGACAUUACUAGCCUCUCAACAGGAUAUAUGGCCGGCGCACCUUGUCCGCAAUCGAUUGUCAAGGCCGUGGUUCAUGAUCUACACAUGAAAGACUUUGUGGUGGCAUAUGGUAUGACAGAAACCAGCCCAGUGACUUUCUCUGGAUACUCUAGCGACCCUUUGGAAGUCCGGCAUUCAACCAUCGGCUUUCCUAGUGACUACACUGAGGUAAAGGUAGUUAACGAGCAAGGAGAAAUCGUCCCUGUUAAUACGCCAGGAGAGCUGUGCACGCGAGGGUAUUCAACUAUGUUGAAAUACUGGGAUGACGAGGAGAAAACAAAGGAAACUAUUUCGCCUGAUCGUUGGUUACGUACUGGUGAUAUUGCUGUCAUUGACGAGAAUGGCUAUGGGCAAAUCGUUGGUAGGGCAAAAGAUAUGCUUAUAAGAGGCGGAGAGAAUAUUUAUCCCCGUGAGAUUGAGGAGUUACUUCAUACCCAUCCAGCAGUUGCCGAAGCUCACGUAAUUGGUGUUCCAGACGUAAGACUAGGUGAAGAAGUUUGCGCGUGGGUGCGUCUACGACCCAACUGCGCAGUAACCGAAAAUGAUGUUCGAAAUUUUUGUCGCGAAAACGUUGCCUACUUCAAGAUACCAAAGUACAUAUUAUUCCGAGAAGAUUUUCCAAAAACCGUUACAGGGAAAAUUCAAAAAUUCCGAAUGCGUGAAAUAACUGUCAGUGAACUGAACAUAGAUUCAUAGUGCCUAUUAAUGGGAGAUUUUAUACAACUAAUACAAAAAGAAUUUUUAUCUUA
Messenger RNA from Daphnia carinata, 1984 nucleotides. Its product is annotated as medium-chain acyl-CoA ligase ACSF2, mitochondrial-like. The transcript is spliced from 14 exons. The record is from RefSeq and is a predicted model, not a curated record. Lineage: Eukaryota; Metazoa; Arthropoda; Branchiopoda; Diplostraca; Daphniidae. Gene Ontology annotation, molecular function: medium-chain fatty acid-CoA ligase activity. The coding region runs from base 117 to 1931 and encodes 604 amino acids. Gene Ontology annotation, biological process: fatty acid metabolic process.